Insectozyma verbasci is the source of this 1692-nucleotide messenger RNA. The record is from the annotation of a GenBank genome assembly. Lineage: Eukaryota; Fungi; Ascomycota; Pichiomycetes; Serinales; Debaryomycetaceae.
AUGGUUCUUUCUUCAGAAGAAGUUGCAAAACAUAAUAAAAAAGAUGAUUUAUGGGUUAUAAUUCAUGAAAAAGCUUAUGAUUUAACUGAUUUUGUUGAUAAUCAUCCUGGUGGUUCUGCUAUUAUAUUAAAAUAUGCUGGUAAAGAUGCUACAAAAGCUUUUGAUCCUUUUCAUCCAGGUGAUAUUUUAUCAAAAUACUUAAAACCAGAAUAUCAUAAAGGUGAAGUUGAAAUGAAGAAAAAAAAUAAAAAAGUACAAGAUAAAGCUGAAAGUUUAGCUAAAUCAAGUGGUGAUCAAACUGCGCAAGGCAAUAAAAAUGCAAAUGCAAAUGCAAAUACAAAUGGUUCUAAUGUAGUUGAUGAAUUUGAUGUUGAAUAUGAUGAACAAGAUGAUAAACAACCAAUUCCAACUCAAACUGCUUCAGAAGAAGUAGAUGACGAAUAUGACGAAUAUGAUGAUGAUGAUGAUGAUCCACCAACUCCAGAAGAAAUUCAACGUCGUAAAAAUGUUAAAAAUAAACCAGAUUUAUCACAAAUUUAUAAUUUAUCAGAUUUUGAAUUUGUUGCUCGUCAUACUAUGGAAAAAACAGCAUGGGCUUAUUAUAGUUCCGGUUGUGAUGAUGAGAUUACUUUACGUGAAAAUCAUUUAAGUUUUCAACGUGUAUUUUUUAGACCAAAAGUUAUGAUUGAUGUUUCAAAAAUUGAUUUAUCAACAUCUAUGCUUGGUACAAAUGUUUCAUAUCCAUUUUAUAUAACAGCUACUGCAUUAGGUAAAUUAGGACAUCCAGAUGGUGAAAAAGUAUUAACAAGAAGUGCAGCAAAAGAAAAUGUAAUUCAAAUGAUUCCAACAUUAGCUUCAUGUUCAUUUGAUGAAAUUGUAGAUCAAGCAACCGAUAAACAAACCCAAUGGUUUCAAUUAUAUGUUAAUUCCGAUCGUGAAAUUACUAAAAAAUUGGUACAACAUGCAGAGUCAAGAGGUAUUAAAGGUUUAAUUAUAACAGUUGAUGCACCACAAUUAGGUAGACGUGAAAAAGAUAUGAGAUCAAAAAAUGUUGAAGAUUUAAGUUAUGUUCAAGGUGAUGAUGAUGAUGCAGAUAGAACUCAAGGUGCAGCAAGAGCAAUUUCAUCAUUUAUUGAUGCAAGUUUAAGUUGGAAAGAUUUAAAAUGGUUUAAAUCAAUAACAAAAAUGCCAAUAGUAUUAAAAGGUAUUCAGAGAGUUGAAGAUGCUAUUUUGGCUGCAGAAUAUGGAUGUCAAGGUGUUAUUUUAAGUAAUCAUGGUGGUAGACAAUUGGAAUAUUCAGCACCACCAAUUGAAAUAUUAAUGGAAUUAAUGCCAAUCUUAAAAGAAAAAGGUUUGAAUAAAAAUUUUGAAGUUUAUAUCGAUGGUGGAGUUUCAAGAGCAACUGAUAUUUUAAAAGCAUUAUGUUUAGGAGCAAAAGGAGUCGGAAUUGGUAGAAAAUUUUUAUAUGCAAUGUCAACAUAUGGAGAUGAAGGAGUAUUAAAAGCAAUUCUGAUAUUAAGAGAUGAAUUAAUAAUGAAUAUGAGAUUCUUAGGAGCAACAUCAAUAGAUCAAUUAAAUGAAUCAUUUGUUGAUAUUAGAUCAUUUACAAAUAGAUUUGUACCAGAAGAUAAAUUAUUUACAAAAGUAUAUCAACCAAUGGAUCAUCCAGCAUUUAAAGAUAGUAAAUUGUAG